Messenger RNA from Cyclopterus lumpus (lumpfish), 1677 nucleotides. It is a transcript of the gene has3, whose product is annotated as hyaluronan synthase 3. Bases 1 to 1677 code for a protein of 558 amino acids. Lineage: Eukaryota; Metazoa; Chordata; Actinopteri; Perciformes; Cyclopteridae. Gene Ontology annotation, molecular function: hyaluronan synthase activity. The record is from RefSeq and is a predicted model, not a curated record. The transcript is spliced from 4 exons. Gene Ontology annotation, biological process: hyaluronan biosynthetic process; extracellular matrix assembly.
AUGCCCUCUCGCUGCAGGAAUGCGCUGAACAUCGUGGUCACCACCCUUUUUGCUGCACUGGUCCUCUUCACCAUCCUGCUGGCCUAUGUCACAGGAUACCAAUUCAUCCACACUGAGCAGCACCACCUCUCCUUUGGCCUCUAUGGUGCCUUCCUUUCCCUUCAUCUCUUACUCCAGAGCCUUUUCGCCUUCCUGGAGCAUCGACGGAUGAGAUGCCCCUCCCGGCCACAGCACCUCCGACGCUCCGUGGCUCUCUGCAUUGCCGCCUACCAGGAGGACCCAGAUUACCUGAGGAAGUGCCUGCGCAGUGUCCGCCGAAUCUCCUUCCCUGGCCUGAAGGUGGUGCUGGUGGUGGAUGGGAACCGUGCAGAGGACCACUACAUGAUUGACAUUUUCCAGGAGGUGAUGGGUGGGGCUGACCAGGCUGGCAGUAUGGUGUGGAAGGGAAACUACCACAGUGAUGGGUGUGGAGGAGGAGGAGUCGGAGGUGGAGUGAGGAGCACAGUGCACAUGGAGGAGGCAGCACGAGUGGCUCGGCUGGUCAGAGGCUGCCGCUACUCCUGUAUCAUGCAGGAGUGGGGAGGGAAAAGAGAGGUGAUGUACACUGCCUUUAAAGCACUGGGAGACAGUGUGGAUUAUGUGCAGGUGUGUGACUCGGACACAGUUCUAGACCCAGCAUGUACCAUAGAAAUGCUGAAGAUCCUUGAGGAAGAUCCAAUGGUGGGAGGGGUCGGUGGAGACGUGCAGAUCCUUAACAAGUACGACUCCUGGAUCUCCUUCCUCAGCAGCGUGCGUUAUUGGAUGGCCUUCAACAUUGAGCGGGCCUGCCAGUCCUACUUUGGGUGCGUCCAGUGUAUCAGCGGACCUCUGGGGAUGUAUAGGAACUCUUUGCUCCAGCGCUUCCUGGAGCCCUGGUACCACCAGACCUUCCUGGGCUCCAAGUGCAGCUUCGGCGAUGACCGCCACCUCACCAACCGGGUGCUCAGCUUUGGCUACAAGACAAAAUUCACAGCACGAUCGCAGUGCCAGACUGAGACACCGACCCAGUAUUUGCGAUGGCUCAACCAGCAGACUCGAUGGAGCAAGUCUUAUUUCCGUGAGUGGCUGUAUAAUGCCCUGUGGUUCCACAAGCACAGCCUCUGGAUGACCUAUGAGUCCGUGGUCACCGGCUUCUUCCCUUUCUUCUUGGUUGCCACCGUCAUCCAUCUCUUCUACCGUGGAAGGCUGUGGAACAUCCUGCUCUUCUUAUUAACGGUCCAACUGGUUGGGAUGGUGAAGGCCACCUAUGCCUGUUUCCUGCGUGGCAGCCUGGUGAUGAUCUUCAUGUCCCUGUACUCUCUGCUCUACAUGUCCAGCUUGCUCCCUGCCAAAAUAUUUGCACUGCUCACCAUCAACAAGGCUGGAUGGGGAACUUCAGGCCGGAGGAAGAUUGUGGUAAACUUCAUUGGCGCUGUGCCCGUCACAGUGUGGGCUACGGUGCUGCUCGGGGGUGUGGGGUAUACAAUCUACUGCGAAACACAGGAGCCAUUUAGUGAGACAGAGAAAGCCUUGUUGAUAGCAGGAACAAUACUCUACGCCUGCUACUGGCUUAUUCUGCUGGUACUCUACCUGGCAAUCGUAGCCAAACGGUGUAACAAGAGGGAAGAGCAGUAUCACCUGCCAUAUGCGGAGGCAUAA